Symsagittifera roscoffensis is the source of this 2573-nucleotide messenger RNA. RefSeq names its product long-chain fatty acid transport protein 4-like. The record is from RefSeq and is a predicted model, not a curated record. Lineage: Eukaryota; Metazoa; Xenacoelomorpha; Acoela; Convolutidae. Gene Ontology annotation, molecular function: long-chain fatty acid-CoA ligase activity; long-chain fatty acid transmembrane transporter activity. Gene Ontology annotation, cellular component: endoplasmic reticulum. Gene Ontology annotation, biological process: triglyceride homeostasis. The transcript is spliced from 5 exons. The coding region runs from base 355 to 2316 and encodes 653 amino acids.
AUAUGGACUGUGAAAACGAUCAUUUUGUGACUGGGUAAGGAAGAGCCAAAACUUAUUGUGUCUUUAUUAUUUACAAUUGCUUGGCCUAAUAUCUAGGUCUGUUCAUCUAUAGGCUCUGAUACAAAUGCGUUUCUGCUAUUCCUGUUAUCAUCUCGAUUGACCUUUGACCUUUGCAACUGACCUUCUGACCACUUGGUUGUUUGCUUGAAAUGAGAUAGCAAAUUGUAACCAAUUUUGGUUAAUUUAGAACGUGCUUUUGUAUUUAUACGUACCAUUUUCAAAUAUGUUCGUUUAAAUGAACUAUAUCUCACUUUGACCAAAGCGCAUUUUUUUAAACAUUGAUUAGUAUAUAUAAUGAUGCUAUAUUCAGUUGUUAUUAUUUUUUCAGUUAUUUUCAUAAUAACUUGGAAUCCAAUUCUGUCGUUUUUUGCUUCAUUUCUGGCUUUUAAUGUGCUCGGAGGAUGGAAAUAUAGCAAAACUUUACCGCGAGACCUCUCAACAAUUCGAGUUUUUAUACACCUAAAAUUAAUAAUUUCACGAUACGAAAAGGCCAACUUGACUAUAAUCGAGUGCUUUGAGAAGACUGCCAAGAAGUUUCCUACUAAGGCUAUGUUCAACUUCGAAGGACAAACACAGACUUUUUCAUUGGUCAACGAACAGGCUGAGAAGAUUGCGAGUUUCUUCCAAAGUGUUGGCGUUAAAAAAGGAGAUUGUGUUGCUCUUUUCAUGGAAAAUUCCCCGGACUUGGUGUCGUUCUGGCUGGGAUGUGCCAAAAUUGGAGCCGUGUCCUCCCUCAUAAAUUUCAAUUUGAGGGAGAAAUCUCUAACUCACUCUAUAAACACAUGUAAACCAAAAUUAUUGGUUGUUGCAUCAUCUUUUGCUCCAGAUAUUGCCCACAUUUUAGAAAGUUUAGAAAUUUCGGGCAAGAAAAAUUCGAUUUACGUUCACGAUGAAGGAUUUAAAAAACUGCAAGGUUCUGACUUAGGACCUCGAGGCGAUGUUUUUUCAGACGAGUUUGAGGGUUUCGAAAACAUUUCGGAGAAGUUAGUCUCUCAAACUGGAGGUUAUAUUAGACCGAAGCUUCAUUUGAGCGAUCUUUUGAUGUACAUUUACACAUCAGGAACGACCGGAUUGCCAAAAGCGGCGAAGAUUACGAAUUAUCGGUUCAUGAACAUGGCUGUCGGCGUCGGCUAUUUGAACAAAAUAACCAAAGAUGACGUUUUAUGGACGCCUCUGCCAUUAUACCACAGUAACGCAGGUAUACUUGCAGUCGGCCAGGCUAUAUACAACGGAGCAACUGUUGCGUUUCGCCGAAAGUUCUCAGCUAGCCGAUUUUGGAACGAUAUCACUGAAUCAAAAGCAACGUGUUUUAACUAUUUGGGCGAGAUUUUGAGGUACAUUUACAAGCAGCCGUACAACCCAUGCGAGGAAAAACAUCAGUUGAGGACUAUUUUUGGCAAUGGGUUGAAACAGCAAUUGUGGUUGGACAUCAAAUCGAGGUACAAAAUCCCGCAUAUUUGUGAGAUUUAUGGGUCGACCGAGGGCAACUGCAACCUGGUGAACUUUGACGAGACGCCCGGAGCCUGUGGGUUCCUGUCAAUCAUUUUCCCCAAGGACAUAGUCGGAAUCUACCUAAUGAAGUGCGACGAUGAGGGAAACCUCAUCAGGGACUGGAGGGGGUUGUGUGUGCAGUCGCAGCCUGGAGAACAGGGGCUGGUAGUGGGCUCCAUUAAGGAGAGUGACCCAACUAGGCGGUUCGACGGAUACUUGGGCGAAAAUGAGACCAACAAAAAGGUAGCGCGUAACGUGAAGAAGAGGGGCGACCAGGCAUUUGUGUCUGGGGACAUUUUGUACAUGGACCAGUUGGGCUAUGUCUACUUCAAGGACAGAACCGGGGACACUUUCAGGUGGAAGGGGGAGAAUGUGUCCACGUGUGAGGUGGAGAGUGCACUUGCGAGCUCCGUAGAACACAGAGACGUGAUCGUAUAUGGAGUGGAGAUUCCCGGGACGGAUGGGAGGGCGGGAAUGGCUGCCAUCGGGAAUGAAGACGGUCACGUGGAUAUGUGUCGUGUAUCACGUGCCGCACUCUCUCUUCCGUCAUACGCGAGACCAAUCUUCGUACGACUGCUGAGAACGAGUGCCGACAGCCACAUGACAGGUACGUUCAAACUCAGAAAGGUAGAGUUGCAGAAAGAAGGGUUUGACUUGGAGAAAGUUCACGAUCCGAUUUGGUUCUGGAAGGCGAAAGAGAGCAAAUACGAGCUCAUGUCUUUCGACACUUAUACCAACAUCAUUCAAGCUAAUACCUCUCUCUAAAUGGACAGAUAAACUGUUUUUUUUUUCACUUCUAUUUUUGGGCUUUGGGCGUCAAUAUGUCUCAAUGUGCCGUGGUCCCCAAUAUAAUCACUUUGAAGGAAAAUGCGCGCCGAAAAAACGCGUUUUUUUGGCCAGAACUUUAACAAAAGUCCAAAAAACUAUAUCAGCAUCUGUUGCGUAAAAUACAAUUAUUCCGGUACGAUAUGUAAUUAUAAUUUUAAUUUGUAAAAUUGAAAUAAUUUUUAUUGAAAUAAAGU